GUUUGGCUAAAAAUGAAAUUUGCACAAAUAAUUUUGCCUAAUUUUCCCUAAUUCCAUGUAGUCCUAAUAAGUUAUUGUUACGCCUCCACCACGAAGUGGCAUUAUGUUUUUCAGGUUGUCUAUCUGAGAUUCUUGUUAGCAUGAUAACUCAAGAACGAGUGGUUGAAUGUUUGUAGGAUUUAUAUGGUAUUAUCACUUGUAACCAGUGGAUGAACUUUUUAAUUUAGGAUGGAUUUUACAAUUGAUCCAAACAUGGUCAAGGUCACAGCAAGGUCAGAUGUCUGAAAUAGUUUUUCUUCAUAAGCUUCCUUCCUGUUUGAAGUAUAUUUUAACAGUGUUUCUGGCAUACACAUUAGUACCAGGAAGGACUAGGCUUAGUGUUGCUGUUUGCAUCCAGUUCUACACUUGUUUCUAUAGGAACAGCUUACAGAGGGAUUUGUAUUUCAAACGCUCCAUGACUAAUUAAAAACCUCUGUAACUGUUGAUGUUGGGAAUUAUUCUUUGAAAUGUUUAUUUAACAUUUUUCGAAGGAGUCUCCAGUGUCAGCAGUUUGUAACAGUCAGAGGUAAAGCUGUAACUUGAGGUUUUAUUCGUUUGCACAUCAGAUUAGGCAAAAAAAGGAACUAACUUGUUUUGCAGAUGUUCCUCAACAUGAAAUGGAUAUGAUUUGUUAGACUGCAGUUAUCGGAAGUUAAUCAGCUUCAGGGUGGUAAAUCUGCUUCUGAUCUGGCCACUAUUUUAUUCCUUACUAAAACAUCAGUAUUGGAAUCGAAUUCCAUUUCACCUUCAGACUCUGCAAAUAUGAAAGAUGUGGCUGUGACUCCAACCUGAUGCCUGUACAAAUGGAUCAUAAUAUACUUUCUGACAAAGAUGAUGCUGCAUUCACCUGCUCCCAGUAUUAGAGUCGAUAAAGCAUUUGCUUUCAGUAUCGUCAUUAAUGUUAGAGAACCUGAUCUUUUCUGGUAUCUUCCUGACAUUGUUCUUUGUAAAAAGCUCCAAUUUCAAGUGAUUACAACUGGAUGGGAAGUUGAUGUUCACCCUUUAUUUUAUCAACCGUAAUUCCGCUAGCACGUGAAGGCAGCACGGCUCUGGCUUUAACAGAAAGCGGUACAAUACAUUGUCAGAAAACACAGAACAAAGUCUAUUUAGGAUUAUGCAAACACUGUAGCAUAUAAACCUCCCAAAAGAAGGACUUUGGCUUCCCUUAACUGUUCGCACCAUUAGCUAAGAAAAACUUGUGUACAUUCAAUUUAUAGCCUCGCUUAUGGUUCGAAAAGAACGGUUCCGUUAAAACGCUAUUCAAAAAACGCGAAUAGCAAAAUGUUAGUUGGUUAGCAUUAGCUUAGCUGUUAGCAACGCUGAAGACUUUUAGUUUGAAUUUAUGGCGUAAACUCACCGGAAGUGUUGUUUUAACGUCUCACCAUGUACUACCACUGUUUUUUGGCAAAAAAAAAAGACUUCCGGUUAGAUAAAUACUAAACUAAUUCAUGUAUACACGGAAUUUGUUAUAAAACGCGUUUCGGUGUUAGUAGUAUUUUUGCUAGUUAGCAACAAAGCUAGUUGUAAAGCAGCUCGCUGACAAAAACACGGAGUGUGUAGCUCAGUCAGUAGGAUGAAAUGGAGUGUAGACUGGCAGCAGUGGUUAUUCUGACCUGUUGGUUUAGGAGUUAGCAGUGUGUGUGAGUGUGUGUGAGUGUGUGGUGAAGUGGCCGGGAUGCUGCAGGGGCCGUAUGGCGGUACUGAGCGCGAUAAACCGCUCGUCCGGCUGCCCUUCACUGUGUUCACGGUGGGAACUGUGUGUCUGCCUCUCCUCGGCCUCAUCACCUGCAUCGUACUUUCACUUAUUUACCACUACAACGAUGCCACCUACACUCACUGCCAGGUCCACAACUACCUCCCAUCCAUUAGUGCGGCCAUUAGCCUCACACCACAGCGCUACAUCUGGCGCUUCUGCAUCGGCCUGCACUCAGCCCCGCGCUUCCUGAUAGCAGCGGCUUACUUCAACUUUUACAGAGGCCGCUUCGCCAAGCAGAUCGUGGAGCAGCUCCUGAGCGCCUUCACUCUCCUCUGUGCUGUAAGCGAGAACGCAGGACUGCUGCUGCUCACCUACGUCUGUUCUACUGAAACCUACAAUCUUCAUAAAAAUGGCUUCAUCACAUUCAUCGCCAGCUCUGGGCUCCACAUGCUGUGCACCUGCAGGCUGUGGUAUGUGAUUACGAAGUACACCCUUAGUACUGAGGAGAUGACAUCAUACCGCUACAAGGUCCGCCUCUUCCUCUUCAACAUUGUCUUAACGUUGGCUGCCGGUUACUUCUUCAGGCGCCACAACAAGUAUUGUGAACCAGGAAUUUACACACUCUUCGCUCUGUGCGAGUACCUGGUAGUGCUCUCCAACAUGGCCUUCCAUAUGACAGCCUACUGGGACUUUGGAAGUAAAGCGGUGAUGGUGGCAGUGCCAGUGGAGGGCAAACACAUCUGACUGUUGAAUAACAAACACAUGAACAUGGAACCACAUUAACAUGGAACCAACUGUGCAUCUGAAUACAUAGAACCAUUAUUCUUGCGCUGAAGUAAGUGUGUGUGUGUGCGUGCGUGUACAUGCGUGUGUGUGCACUCGUGUUUGUGUGUGCCAUUUUUAAAAAGUCCUUACAAGAGUAUGUUAAUAACUAACCCAAACAAAUAAAAUGUUUAAUUUUUUUUUAUUUUAUUUUUGGCUUUACUGUAUCCGAAAUUUGUGUUUACAAAGUUUUUGUGAUUAUUUUGCACAGAUUUGUAAAUGUUAUAACUUGGGAUAUUUAAAACUGUUGAAAAGAAAAAGAGUCACUGAAGUCACUGACUGAAAUUAUACAAGUGAUCAUUUUUAAUCUAAAGUUUUGAAUUAUUAUGAUAAUAUUAAUAACCCAAAUGUAAAAAUAAUAACUGCUGUACAUCUUCAGUGAGCAGAAUUGAAAGUGAACACUUUCUGAAAUAUAUUUUAUGUUUGGUAAUGUAUCUCAGGUCAGAUUUAAUGAUGUGUUAAGGAUGCUAUCUUAUUCUUAUGUCAUGAGCAAGAGAUUUUACAGACCACAACCAUUAGUGCACCUGAAUACCAAAGUCAGUUUUAUUAACACUGGCUACUAAUAGUGUUUAAAGGAACAGUUUAGCCAAAAAUGAAACAUCACAACUUUUUCAUGUUGUGAGACAUUUAGACAUGCAAUUUAGACAAUGCUAAACUGGUAGCUAUAAGCUGUCAUUACUACUUUACGACAUUAAACUUGCAGCUCCAGUACAAAACUAAAGAUACAUAUUUCAAACACCAAACAUGUCUUAGAUGAUCUCAUAGGGAAAAAAAGAGUACUUCUUUAAAUGGUGAUCAAGAAACACACAAUUGUAUGGUUCUACUUAGAACCUGUGGGACAAUCGAAGAAGCCUUAGAGGUACAUUGAACAUAAAAAAAAAGACAGUGUAAUGUGUACAAUUCUGUGUGAAGGGAUUUUAAUUAUUGCCCAAUUUAAAAUGACCUUUUUAAAAGAUCUUUUCUUUUCAAUUUUUUGUAUCUCGUCAUGUAAAUGGCAGAAAUUAAAUGAGCUUUUAUGACUUUCUGUCUUCGCACUUAAGCUUUUGAAGCCGUGGACAAACUAUACAUUUAAUAAGCACACUAUAAAUUGCUACUCAAGUAUUAAGGUUAUGUACACUGAUAGGGUAGAUUUUAUAUCUUCUUCAUAUGUACUCUUUCUUAAAAUGUAUUUAUCAGUGUCAAAACGGCUGUAAAUUUUAUAAUGAUGAGUGAAUUCUGCCAAACGCUAGUAAUAAGUUCCUGUAUUACGUUAAAAUAUUUUUAGGUGGUUUAUCUCGCUGACUUGGUUGCAUGGUUGGUGGUGCCAGAUGAGCUGAUUUGAGUAUUUCAAAAAGUUCUGAGGGCAGAAUCGGCUUGCUUAUGAGAGAGGUCAGAAGCGAAUAACUACUCUUUACAAGCGUGAUGAGCAGAAAAGCAUCUCAGAAUGCACAACACACCGGUCCUUGAUUUGGUUGGGCUACAGGACCAGGUGAUGUUUUUCCAAGCAGCAGCAGAAGAACAAUAAUUCAUUCCUAGUGUAUUUCACUGCUAAUGGUUUAUUACAUGAAUCCCAUCAUCACAAAUAAGCUGGUGUAACCGAGCAUGUAAACAAAUGAAUGGGGCUGCUUGGACAAAGCCUGGCCCUGUUCUCACCUGGCAAACAAAUGGAAGUACAGAGAGCUCAUUUUACUGUCAAAUAAUCGCGGUCAGAGAGCGGAGGGCUACGGUACCAGAGAAAGAAAUUUAUAUCACAGCGAGGGACUUUCUGAUGUAUAAAGUGACAUCAGACACACUACGUAUAUUUCGUUUUGUUGUAAAAGCCUGAUAAGCAAUCAGAGUGAAAGAGAGUCAGGUGCUGAGAGAGCAUGCAAGAAAACGAAAGGCAGAUGUAUAUUAUGGAGAUGAUGUGUGAUGCUCUCUUAAACUUUGUGUCAGUAACACAGAUAGGGAAAUGGCUGAGCCACCUCUCUAUUUAAAUAUACCAUAGCAGAGCUGCUUCCUCUUUUCAGUCUGCACAUUCAUCUUGGGCAGAAAGCUGUCACUGUGUGACUCGGUGGUUAAAAUGUGGUUUAAAGUCACAUGUGAACAAACAGAUAAAUAAAAUCUGUAGUCUGUUCUUUAAUAUACUGCUAUCUAUGACCAAGUGAAAGAACAGUUAGCUAAGGAAAGAAAAACUGUAAAUACUCAGUUACAAGCACAAAAACACAGAAACCACUUUUCUAACAUUACAUUUCAGCCAGGCUGAUGCUUUUCAAUAAUUUCUUUACCCAGUUUUUUUUUUUUUUUUAAUACAGUAGGUUACUGUUGUGGUCAUAAACACGAUGACACAUUUGCUAAGGAACCAAAAAGAAAUUACUAAGACCUAAAAUUAGAAUAACUUACACCUGUUUUUUGUGAUAACUUCACAACUUUGCCAGUGCUAACAAUUUUUGUAUUCAUUAAAUAAAGACACAUUGUACUUUUUACCCA
Molecule: messenger RNA, 5005 nt
Organism: Pangasianodon hypophthalmus (striped catfish)
Lineage: Eukaryota; Metazoa; Chordata; Actinopteri; Siluriformes; Pangasiidae
Gene: pgap2
Product: post-GPI attachment to proteins 2
Exons: 5
Coding region: 1715-2479 (254 amino acids)
Biological process (GO): GPI anchor biosynthetic process
Cellular component (GO): Golgi membrane; endoplasmic reticulum membrane
Source: RefSeq, a predicted model, not a curated record